AUGCGGAUCGCGUUCAACCCCGCGCUUGGAACGACUACCCGCGUCGCGGUGCCCUCGCUCGAUGGCGAGGCGCAUAUGCGCCUGCUUGCGGUGCUCAAUGAGAAGGAGUACGCAGAGCUGAAGAAGGCGGGCGCGAUCGUGCAGGCGUGGUCCGAUAUGCCUGGCGGGGGGAGGUGCGCGGGGCAGUGGGGCGAGCUGGACUUUGUCGAGAUCGAUGCGGCGGGUGCUGCGGGCGACGAUGAGAGUGCAUUGAGCCUCGGUCCCCUCGAUGACGAGCCAUCUGCAAUAGUGGACUCGACGCAGCACAUUUUGGCCCUCCCUCUCGUGGUCCCGCUGGCGGGACGCGCGGUGGAGUUUGCGUUCACAUAUCGCCUGCUGUACCCAUCGGGGCAGGUGCGGUGGCUCGGACAGUUUGGGAACAACGGAAGGCUGGUCGUCGAGCGCGAGGUGCCGCCGGUCGACUUGGAAGGUGCUUGGGAGGGCGAUGUGGGGAGCGAGAGCGUGCUGGAUCGGACGGGUGGGGAAGAUGCGGGGUCGGUGAUCGCGCGAGUGCGGAGGCAGAGUGAGUACGAGGUCUGUGGGAUUGGGGGGCGUCCUGGUGUCGUUGGAUCGCCGACCGUGGCCUUACUGCCAAAGUCUUCGCCAGCAUCCCUCACGCGCCCUCAUCCUAUCGUCAUCAGUACCAUCCCGCACGACGCGUCCCUUCUCUACGAUGAGACCUCGGGCUCCAUCCAGCUACAUGGCAAGGCAGUCGUCCGCCUCGACGCUGGGAUCCCCGCCUCGCACACUAGCGAGAUGUCACCCGAGGUCCCAGGCUUCGCUGUACUCUGGGCCAAACAUUCCGACCUGGUGCAAGGCGUUUUGGUGCCCCUCCCCGGCGUGCUCUCGCAGGGCCUGCGCACGGUGAAGAUGGCGUUGGCACCAUUCGGUAUCAAGGAGGGCAUGCGAUACGUCGUGCACUGUCCGCUGAGCGGGCAGACGCGCACCGCGCUCGCCGAGAGCAUGGAGCCCACCGUGAAGCUCACCAUACCGCCAUCUGGUGGCUCGUUCGCGAUUGCACCGCUUCGCACCCUGGGCCCGCCUGUGGAGACCGCCAUCCUUGUACCACAUGUUGCGUUGGCGGACUCAGCGCUGCCUACUCCGCCUCCUUCGCCUCCCCAGGUCAUCACGCCCCUGCCCUCCCUCGCGCAGGUCGUCGCCGAGGCUCCCGCGCCCAAGACCGCUGCCGAGACCCCGGGCCCCUCGCCCGUCAGCCCCCAGCGCUCGCAGCACUCAACCGCUUCGCCUAAGACCAAGUCGUCGGCCAGCUCCAUCGCCCCGCCACCUCCCAAGCGCCGCAGCUUCCUCUUCCGCUGCCUCAAGUUCAUGUUCCUCCUCCCCUUCGUCUUCGCCGUCGUCUUCUACCGCGUCGUCAUCAAGCGCCGCGGGCGAAAGGCGAUGCUCAAGACGCCGUCGAGCCCGCGCUCCGUAGUGUCCGCCGUGCCUCCUGAGCAGCAGGCCCCCACCCAAGCCUCAGCUCCUCCCGCGGUGGUCCGCCAGGAGUCCACGCGGCCGCCCACCGUGACCGCCGCGCCAACGCACAUCCUCCACGCCAACGUCGCGCCGGGGAAGACAGCCAUCCUCCUCCACCCUUAUGAUUCCACGCUCGACGAGCAUGUCACGUACGAGAUCGACGGAAAGCCGAUUCACGAUACGAUCACGACCCUCACCGACGACGGCCUCCUCGCCACCUUCGACAGUGGCAAGGGCGGCCUCCUCAAGAUCACCUACGCUUGA
Molecule: messenger RNA, 1776 nt
Organism: Schizophyllum commune H4-8
Lineage: Eukaryota; Fungi; Basidiomycota; Agaricomycetes; Agaricales; Schizophyllaceae
Exons: 2
Coding region: 1-1776 (591 amino acids)
Source: RefSeq, a predicted model, not a curated record